Messenger RNA from Ictalurus furcatus (blue catfish), 1033 nucleotides. It is a transcript of the gene c11h1orf74, whose product is annotated as chromosome 11 C1orf74 homolog. The coding region runs from base 24 to 815 and encodes 263 amino acids. The record is from RefSeq and is a predicted model, not a curated record. NCBI's taxonomy places the organism in Eukaryota, Metazoa, Chordata, Actinopteri, Siluriformes, Ictaluridae. The transcript has a single exon.
UGCUAUAGGGAGACAAAGGGAAAAUGGUGGUCUCCGCAGACAUUUUCAUCUCAACAGCUCAGAGGUUUCUCUGUUGUGGGAAGAAGAGACAAAUUCCUCAUUCAUCAUGUCUUGAUAUAGCUGUGCAAAUCAUUGCUGUUGAUCUGGGCCUUAAACCGGCUGUUCUGUACGACCUUAACGGCGCAUGUGCAGAACAGAUCCAGCGAUAUGUCAUCUCACUGCAGGAGGCUGGAGCACUGACCACAACACUCCAGAUAUUCUCCAUCAAUGGAAAUUGUCUUGUUAUGAACUCUAAUCUGAUGAAGGAACAUUUGAGUGAAGUGCUUAUGAAAAAGAGCCUCCUCGCUGUUGAUGUGUCUCCAAGGAUGGAGCAACCAUCUCUGAUUGUCAUGGAUAGCGGCACCAAACAAAUGGUCAAAGACAUGUUGGACUUUAUUACGGACAAAGAGGACCAGCAUCUGUCAGUCAGUGUGGUGGGAGAGGAGCUGUAUGACCGGUGGAACUUGUGCACACUUUUUGGGAUUCUCCUGGGCUAUCCUGCUUCAUAUUGGUUUAAUCAAGUGCAGAGCUUUGAGAACUGCCUGAGUAUGACCCCGCUGGUGGUAAAUAAGGUUUGGGUUUGCUGGCCAGUAUGUGAUACAAAGCACAGCAGUUGUCUUUACUCAUUCAGUGUCCCUGAAGUGUUGUGGGCAGAAGUCGAUACCUAUAUAAAAAACUGGGUGGAGCGCUUGAGAAGCCGAUUUUGCAAACAGACCAUUUUGACCGAACUCAGUAUUUCAAAGGAAACAGUCAUUUUGCCCACUGUAGCCCUGUGAGUGCUUGUGCUUUUAUAUGCCUGUAGUGCUCCAGAGCCUUCUUUAUGUUCACAACAGCCCUGAUGCCCUAUUAUACACACACACACACACACACACGCACACAUUAAAGCAGACUGGCAGCUGCAUUCAUGAUUUAGAUUUUUUUUUUUGUUAAAAAAAAACAAAAUCUUGGCCCAAAUCUUUUCCGAAGAUUUGGGCCAAGACGUGUCAUGUGAUGU